UUGGCUUUCACCCAGGCGACUUCAGGGUGGACAUGAUGAUAGCACAGAAACAAAACAAACACUUUCAUAAUGGAAUUCAAGUUACCAUAAAUACUGAUACUCUGUUGAACCCUGAAGAUUUUUCUCAUGUUCUGGUGCACUUAUAUAACAAAGUUGAGGUGUUGAGGACAUGUUUUCGUCAGCGGGACGACCAGUGGUGGCAUUGUUCCAUGCCCAAACCUGCCUUAGACUUUAAGGUUGUUGACGGUCCAGAUUCAUUAAAAGAAUGGCAGGUUAUGGUCGACACUAACUUCAACUUGACUGAUGGACCACUCUGGCAAGUUCGACUUCUGCCGUCGCCAACCGACACCCCUUGUAUCUGGCCGGAAUUGAACGAAAAGUUUCCAUAUAGGAACAAAUUGAUGUUUAAUUUUCAUCAUGGUGUAAUUGAUGGUCCUAGUUUGUUUUCAAUUACUACGUUGUUUGUGAAGCUUCUUGAUGAUUACAUCAGCAAAAAACCUAUUGAUAAUCAGCAACUUGGACAACUUACAGACCACAGUCAGACAACAGAGAUUGAACGACAAGUGAAAGUAGAUCUUGAAAAGGAUCCCGAAAAGUUGAAAUUAUUUCUUAAUGAACUUAAAAAUAAUGAACACACACCUCUACUCAUAGAAGCAUUUGGUACUCCAGAAGCAACUAAUGUUACGACAGAUUACUUAGAAUGUGGCAUACUAGACACCUCUGAAGUUAAGAAGUUUUAUGACAUGUGUAGAUCUCAUGACAUCUCUUUUAACUCAGGAUUUAUUGGUAUAGUGAACACUGCAUUAGUUGAGCUAGUAAGGGAGGCUGGCGUGUUACGCGACGUCUACAAUAUUAACAGCUUACAUUCCAUUGAUCUUCGCCGUUACAUGACAGGCUAUUCCAAAGUGUUGCCAAUGGGUUAUCAUACUUCUGCAGUAUCACACACCAUAUCAACCCCUUACAAUGUAAAGGAUAACUUCUGGAAGUAUGCUAAGCAGUUCGACACUGAAUUCCGAGAAAAACUAGAAAACAAGCAAGUAUUUAAAGAUAUAGUGAUGAGGAGAAUGAUUCUCCCAGAGAACGUCUCACUUGAUGAAACUCUCUGCAGCUCCACCAACUCCUCAAUAUGAUUAUUUGUUCUCAAAUAUGUAUUUACCCAAAUUUGUUAACUUUGGAGUUGGAAGACAUGUUCAGAUAACAGGAGCGAAAAUUGUUCUUCCCCUAGUAGCCAGUGACUUUUCUUUUCUUUUCUGGCAUUGGUAAUUUGCGUGAUAAGGUUCAAUUUGAUAUUUGGCAUUCAACUCACUGCAUGACCAAUGAUACUGCACAAAAGUGUUUUGAUAAAACUAUAUCUAUCUUUCGUGAAAAGAUUAACUAAAAUCUGAGGUUAAAGGCUCUUCUGAGCCUAAAAACAUGUUAAAUAAUUGGUUAAAAAUGUGUUAAGUAGUCUGCUACAUAUGCUAGUUGUUUGAAAUGAUGUGGAAGCGAAAUGAUACGAGGUAUAGUAGUUUUUGAAUUAGAUAUAUAACUUGAGUCUAGCAACAAUGAGCUGGAAAUGUCACAACUAUUAACCAAAUGCAGCUUUCAUAGUCAAAAUAUCCAUGUAGGCGGUGCAUAUAU
Messenger RNA from Cherax quadricarinatus, 1620 nucleotides. The record is from RefSeq and is a predicted model, not a curated record. Lineage: Eukaryota; Metazoa; Arthropoda; Malacostraca; Decapoda; Parastacidae.